Ochlerotatus camptorhynchus is the source of this 1506-nucleotide messenger RNA. It is a transcript of the gene Gmppa, whose product is annotated as GDP-mannose pyrophosphorylase A. The record is from RefSeq and is a predicted model, not a curated record. The transcript is spliced from 5 exons. Bases 90 to 1379 code for a protein of 429 amino acids. Gene Ontology annotation, cellular component: cytoplasm. Gene Ontology annotation, biological process: biosynthetic process. NCBI's taxonomy places the organism in Eukaryota, Metazoa, Arthropoda, Insecta, Diptera, Culicidae.
UCACGUUGCUCGUCAUCCAGUUACGAAAACUUUCUGUAAUUUAAUUUAUAUUUCUUUUCCAAACCGUUGCCAAGUACUGCUUAGGCGAAAUGCUAAAAGCAAUCAUUCUCAUCGGAGGACCCGAAAAAGGAACCCGGUUCCGCCCACUUUCGCUGGACACCCCAAAGCCGUUGUUCCCGAUCGCGGGAAAGCCGGUCAUUCAGCAUCACGUGGAAGCCUGCGUUCGCAUCAAGGAACUCAAGGAGAUUCUGAUCCUGGGCUUCUACCCGUCCUCGCAGAUGCAACAGUUUGUCAGCAACAUGCAAAAUCUAUAUGACGUCAACAUUAGGUACCUGCAGGAGUUUACCUCGCUGGGGACGGCCGGUGGCAUGUAUCAUUUUCGAGAUCAGAUCCGAUCCGGCAAUCCGAGUGCCUUCUUCGUGCUGAACGGUGAUGUGUGUGCCGAUUUCCCGCUGCCACAGCUGUACGAUUUUCACGUUAGCAAAGGGGAGAAGGCGCUGGUAUCGAUCAUGGGAACGGAAGCAACCCGACAACAAGCGGUGCACUACGGUUGCAUGGUGCUGGGAAAGAACGAAGAAGUCACCCAUUAUGUGGAGAAACCCCGCUCAUACGUGUCGACCCUGAUCAACUGCGGUGUGUAUGUUUGCUCGAUAGAGCUGUUCUCCCGGAUGGGAACCGUAUUUCACUCGAAACAGUUGGACUACAAUUCGCUGAACAAUGGCAACGGGAAGGAUUUGGGGCACAUUCAGUUGGAACAGGAAAUUCUUACACCACUGGCCGGAACAGGAAUGAUGUUUGGCCUGCCGGUGAGCAAAUGGUGGUCGCAGAUUAAGACCGCCGGAUCGGCGAUCUACGGCAACCGGCACUAUUUGGCCCUGUACAAGAAUACACAUCCGGAACGGUUGGCCAAUGCCGGCCUGAAGGCUUCGGAGCAUAGCAAUGGAAGUCUGGUUUGCAACAUCAUUCCGGACGUACACAUCCACCCGACCGCGUCGGUACAUCCAACGGCGACUCUUGGACCCAACGUAUCGAUAGGACCGGGAGUGGUAAUCGGUCCCGGUGUUCGCAUCCGCGAGUCAAUCAUCCUAGAAAAUGCCGUCAUCAAGGAUCAUACGCUCGUUUUGCACAGCAUCGUGGGCCGUAGUUCCCAGAUAGGAAUGUGGGCCCGCGUCGAGGGAACUCCCAGUGAUCCGGACCCAAACAAACCGUUUGCCAAGAUGGAGAACCCCCCGCUGUUCAACAACGACGGCCGGCUGAACCCAUCGAUUACGAUCCUGGGCUACUCGGUAAGCGUCCCUUCGGAAAUGAUCCUACUCAAUUCGAUCGUCCUACCGCACAAGGAACUGAGCCGAAGUUUCAAGAAUGAAAUAAUUUUGUAACCUAUUUAGUACCCGAUAGUGCAUUGUUUUUUAUUAUUAUGUUGUUUUAGGAUUUUAGACAAAAAUCGAAUUCACUCUUUCUUAUUCAAGUUUGUGCCAGAUGCUCUAAUAAAGCGAAUUUUAAAUA